AACUUGCCCAACCAUUCCUCCAGCAGAGUACAUGACCUCCGCCUCCGCCCAAGCCGUCGACGCGCGCUGCGCCGACCGCUGCGCAGCCCUAUUCGCCGCUGUCUCCGCGUGUGAGCGCGAGCAUGCUCCUGCCGCGUGCAAGCAGCCGUUCCAGGCGUGGCGCUCGCACUGCGUGACCAACUCGGCGUGCAAUCCCUCUGGCCGGCAGAUCGAUCCGAUCAAGGCGGAGCGGCGGUGCGCCGCGCUCGCCAAACGCGUCGCCGUCUGCGAAGCGAGUAUCACCGGCCAGGCGCAGGCGUCUGUGACUGCCGACUGCCGGAAGCAGCGUAGCGACUAUCAGAGGCUGUGCAGCAGUGUGGUGGUGCACGGGGAGGAGCCCGACGCGGCGGAGCGUUCGCGCGCCAUCACCGAACGGUAUCGCGAGGCGGCGGCAAAGCAGCCGCCGCAGCAGCCGCAGCACCGCGGAGGGCAGCUGAUCGUACUCCUCGCCGACUGGCUCGCCGGCGGGACAGCGCCAGCGCGCGCGGCUGCCCUAGCGGGCGAGCACCCGGCGGCGGCCAUCCUUACCCUCGCGGCGCUGAGUGCGUGCCUCGUGCUGCGAGACGGCUCGCUCGCCGUCGGCGCGCAGCGGCUGAUGCAGGCGCACACCAUACCACACUUGUGUUGCCCUUCUACUUCUCUGAGCCCAGCCGCACUGAACGUCGCCAGUCCCGCGAGCUUGAAUCCCCUUCCGUGCGCUCGAAAGGUUCGCGUCUAUGUGCAGGGCAUCGUCGUUGGCAGCACCGUGUGUGUCAUGGGCGUCGCGGAGGCGCUCGAGCUGUCGAGGCGGCGAGGGAGGAUGGAGCAUGAAGAAGAGCACGUGGAGGGCGCGUCCUCGAGGUGACACACAGUGUAGCGUUUGCAUCUCUGUGUGCGUGCCUCUUUUGCCGCGUUGAAGCCCGCGUUGAACAAAAUACUAUC
This is a messenger RNA of Emiliania huxleyi CCMP1516, 960 nucleotides long. RefSeq lists its product as hypothetical. The record is from RefSeq and is a predicted model, not a curated record. The transcript has a single exon. Bases 32 to 883 code for a protein of 283 amino acids. NCBI's taxonomy places the organism in Eukaryota, Haptophyta, Isochrysidales, Noelaerhabdaceae.